GAUUCCUCAUCCCACCCGGCUAUAAAAAAUUUCAUAAAUGAGUCAUACUUCAGCGAGAUUUCUUUAUGUGGUGGUCAUGAUCCAACGGUCUGUGCGCUAAUUUCAGACGACGAUCAAGCAUGAGAGAUGGGCGCGAUGUAAUAGAAACAGGCCAUGGGACGGUUUGGAGUUUGAUACCCAGCCUAGACUCGUCAUGAUGUUUCAUAAAACCUCCUAUGUGGUCUUUUGGACCUACGGCUUUCUCGUGCGAGAGAAUCUUGACGGGACCAGGGCUGGGUGAGAGGCCGGCAAUCGGAGGCUGCGGGAAGGGAGGAGAGCAGCUAUCGCAAAGUUGCAAUCCGGUCGGCAAUGCUGGGUCAGAGACUAUCGACACGUCAAGCAGAAAGGGAGUUGACUGCCGCUAGCGGACUCUAUCCCUGCUGUCGUCGCCACAUGGAUCUGCUAUGCAAGGUUAUUCCUUCCUCUCGUUAUCGUAAGUCCAAGAGUAGCGCUGCUGGAGCCCCCCUGGGCCCUGAAAGAGUAUUAACACACAAAGCACCUGAUAUUACUCAUUAUCCUGCUUGGAAGCGUACAUUGCCCUUUUCAGUGGUAUGUUUAGGAGGACUUGCUCAGUUUUGGUACACUUUUCCAUGGUGAGUGAGAUUUCAGACCACCUUUGUUCGUGGAGCUGCCAUUUUCGCCAUUUUCCCGAUAACUGUCAAAGGGAGAAAUAUAAGAAGAAUAAGAAGAAAAAGAAGGGGACGCAGAGGGGUC
Molecule: messenger RNA, 753 nt
Organism: Aspergillus alliaceus
Lineage: Eukaryota; Fungi; Ascomycota; Eurotiomycetes; Eurotiales; Aspergillaceae
Exons: 1
Coding region: 349-636 (95 amino acids)
Source: RefSeq, a predicted model, not a curated record